AUGAAGAAGGGAAAGCAGGUGGGUGAUGACAAUGAGCCCCCCAGUUAUCAGGAGGCGACCGCAGGCUACGAUGAGAUGGAGGCUCAGUUCGCCUGGGACGACAAGACCAUCAGGCGGACCUUCAUCAGGAAGGUCUACGCCAUCCUCAUGGUUCAGCUGCUAGUGACGGUGGCGAUUGUCAGUCUCUUCUCAUUUUGCGCACCUGUGAGGUUUUUUAUCCAGACUCAUCCGAGCUUGUACAUGGCGUCUUAUCUCAUGUUUUUUGCCACCUACAUCGCACUGUCCUGCUGUGGGGAGCUGAGGAGGCAGUUUCCCUGGAAUAUCAUUUUGUUAGUUCUCUUUACUUUGAGCAUGGCCUUCAUGAUGGGAUUUGUGUCAAGCUUUUACAACACAAAAUCAGUGGUUCUGUGUCUGGGAAUCACGACUCUGGUGUGUCUCUCUGUCACCGUCUUCAGCUUCCAGACCAAGAUCGACGUCACAUCCUGUCACGGCGUCCUGUUUUCUCUGUGCAUGGUCAUGCUUCUCUGUGCCAUCACCCUCUCCAUUGUCGUCCCUUUUGGAUAUGUUCCCUGGUUACAUGCCCUGUAUGCUGUGGGAGGAGCCAUCCUCUUUACUUUGUUCCUGGCAUUUGACACCCAGUUGCUGUUAGGGAACAAGCGCUACACUAUAAGUCCAGAGGAAUAUGUUUUUGCGACCCUCAGCCUCUACCUGGACAUCAUCUACCUGUUCAGCUUCCUGCUCCAGAUCAUGGGAGGAGGCCGCAGGUAAAGCAUUUGCCCUGCCCUACAUACUGCAAUCUGUCAGAUCAGCUCUUAUCAUCUUAUCUUAUCAUCUCAGUUUGAUGAAAACACAAUCACACUUUUGAACUUUUGUUUCUUGUCCCUACACUCCCGUUUCUCUGGUUUUGUCGCUAUGCCUUGACAUAGCCCGGACUGAUACCUGACUGUAGUCGUUCACUGUACUCUGCCCUGUAUGUGUCAUUAGGUUUGAGUUGAUCAUUUGUUUGUUUAUCCAUCAAUGAGCCAAAAAGGAAGAUCCAGAAUAUCUGCACUUUUAGGUUGAGUUUGCUUUAAUAACCGACUGUUUCACAAGCCAUGUACAGGAGAUACAGUUUGUUUUAUACUUGUUUUUAAUGCACGUUACCAUAGAUGACAAGUUUAAUGUGUUACUGUACGUGUGUAAGAUAUAUUCAGAUCCUUUUGAGCACAGAUGUUUAUGGGGGGAAAUACUGUUUGAGCUAAACAUAAACUACUGGAUUUAAAGACUGUGUGUUUGUGGCGUCGUAAAUACUUUAACAAGUUACUUUAGUUAUUAGACAUCAGACGCACUUUCUAUUGUAACUUUAAUGUGGCCUUUGGGAUGUGAUAGAAAAUGAUUUAAUGUAAACAAGUUGAUGAUCAGAACAUGAGUAUUAGGAGUUUAUGUCGCUCCAUGUGUUUUAUUAGUUAAUAAAACGUUAAUAUUUUUUUUUAA
Cottoperca gobio is the source of this 1473-nucleotide messenger RNA. RefSeq names its product Fas apoptotic inhibitory molecule 2b (gene faim2b). The transcript is spliced from 12 exons. Lineage: Eukaryota; Metazoa; Chordata; Actinopteri; Perciformes; Bovichtidae. The record is from RefSeq and is a predicted model, not a curated record. Bases 1 to 768 code for a protein of 255 amino acids. Gene Ontology annotation, cellular component: endoplasmic reticulum; Golgi apparatus; membrane. Gene Ontology annotation, biological process: negative regulation of apoptotic signaling pathway.